AUGGGCGUUAUUAGGAUCCUUAGACGGUCCUUUUUAUUAUUGCUGUUAUUAAGUGAAUCGAUAGGAAGUAAAAAAUAUUCCCCCAGUUCCAAUGGAGAUCAAAAAUUAAAUGAAUGUAAGCGCUGUAAGAUAUUAACAGAAUCUUUUAAUCACUGGCUUGACAAGACUUCUAGAGGUAAAUACGAAGGAGGCGAUGCGGCUUGGGAGGAAGCAAAAUUAAAAUCAUAUUCACGCAGUGAAGUUCGCUUAGUGGAAAUACAAGAAGGUCUAUGUUCAGAACUGAAAAUACAUCAAGAUGCAUGCUAUGCUGUCGCAGAAGAAUCAGAACAAGUAUUGGAGAAAUGGUGGUUUGAUGAAAAUUCAGUUUCUUUAGAUUUAUACACAUGGCUCUGUAUUGAAACCCUUCAACAAUGUUGUCCCAAUAAUCAUUACGGUCUGGAUUGCUCUCCAUGUCCUCAGGAUAAAAAUAAUAAAAUUUGUGCAGGUCAUGGGAAAUGUGAUGGAGCUGGAACUCGGAAAGGCAAUGGUACCUGCAUUUGUAAAAACGGGUAUAUAGGAGUGAUAUGUGAUGAAUGCGCUACUGGAUUUUACCAAACAAGUGAUAGUACUUGCAAAGUUUGUCACAAAGCCUGCAAUGGAUGCAGUGGUGAUGGUGCUCAUGCUUGUGAAGCAUGCAACGCAGGCUGGGUCCUGCAGGCCGGUGUGUGUGUGGAUGUGGAUGAGUGCACAUCCUCUGUGUGUGAACUCCAUCAAUAUUGUAGAAAUGGAGAAGGUUCUUACAAUUGUUAUGAAUGUGAUACUUCUUGCAACACUUGUGCUGGUGAAGGGUCCUCUAACUGUACUACAUGUGACCCUUCCAAAGUGCUAUGGUUUGGCAUGUGCAUAGACAAUGAACUGAAACAAAAUAUUUUAGCAACUACUUAUCUGCGAGUUGCAUUGUACAUUAGUUUAAUAAUCAUAAAUUUGUUUAUAUCUCGUCGUGGCCCUAUAUCAGUAGCCUCAAUUGUAAUAUUAGCUGUUGCAGUAUUUAUCUAUAUUUCUGAGAGAAAUUUGAAUAUUAGUACAAUGGAUAUAUUAUGGCAGACAGGAAAGUAG
Molecule: messenger RNA, 1095 nt
Organism: Spodoptera littoralis (African cotton leafworm)
Lineage: Eukaryota; Metazoa; Arthropoda; Insecta; Lepidoptera; Noctuidae
Source: the annotation of a GenBank genome assembly